UAGCACAUGGACUAAGUUAAUAAUUUUGAUACAUGUUGCGUCAGUUCAUUUAUUUGCAUGUGUUUGUUAUGUGUUUUGGCACUAUCUUCCCAAUAGACUCAAAAGGUUCACUGUCCCGAUAUCGAUUUCUGAAGGAGUUGCCACCCUUGAUCAAACGAAGCGAGAACGAAGCUGACGAGGUGGAUGAUGGGGUUACUUAAACAGAUGGGGUAAUCACGUGAUAAUCAAGAUGGUGACGUCCAUGCUGCGGCAUGUAUUUUUCGCCGUUUUGUACCCUUUACUACUUGCAUUAUUAUUUAUUAAUUCCGCUCACUUUCCAGCAAUAUAAGAAACAAAGUUACCAGCGUUUAUUUUGUAUUAUUAUUCGCUCUACAUAUCGAUUUUACUCGCUGCGAAGUUUAUAAGCCUGAUGACCUACUUGCAGCUUCACUAAGAGUAUUCGCGAGGAGUAUAUUCGAGAUAUAAAGCAAAUUUUAAUAAGAAAUAAACGCUAAUCACCUUUUUUAGGUGCGUCAUUUAACAAAAUUAAUAAAGGUCAUAUGCAUACAUCUGCUAAAAAGACUGUCUCGGCAUAGACGUCGCCAUCUUGACUAGAUCACGUGAUUACCUCCUGUAUUAAAGAGGAAUUAAAAUGUAUAGUGGAUAAAAUGUUCAAAAUUUGUCCAAGACGUGUCUUAUUUUAACCUCAUGGAUCAUCAUGUUGAUUGUCCUCGGCUCGUACCGGUCAUACGGCAUCUUCUUCAUGGCCGUCCAGGAGAGAUUUCAGUCGGAGGCGUCAGUCACUGCGCUCAUCGGCAGUAUGUUGAACGCCUCGUACAGCGUCACAAGUAUUAUAGUCUCAACGAUCGGUAUGAAGUAUCUUAGCCAUCGACAGCUCGUUUCCAUUGGCGGCGUUCUAUUGUCCGCCAUUUACAUUCUUACGGCCUACUCCUCAUCGGUGCAGUUUACAAUCACAUGGCUUGGAUUUGUCGCAGGUAUCGGUCAAGGUUUUAUAAUGGCACCAACAACCUCAUUGCUGGGUCUUUAUUUCGAGAAAUAUCGCAGCCUUGCAAAUGCAAUCAGCGUGUCGGGCGGAGGUGUAGGCUCUCUUCUGUUUUCACUAAUUAUCCGACAACUUCUCAACACAUACGGCUUCACGGGGACAAUGCUUAUCAUCGCUGGAAUGAAUCUGAACAUUUUUGUUGCUGCCGCCCUCAUGCGACCGCCUUCGCUUUUUAUGGAGAGUGUUACCAGUUGUUAUAAGAAACAUUUAACAUCAAACCAAAAUGAAAAUGAAAUAAAACCCAUGCCAAAUGAAUGCCCGGUUAAAGACGUUGACGUUACUACGUCUUCAUCCAUUGCUGGAAUAGGUGUCUACACUCUAGUGGAAAAGCAUUCUAGUAAAACAAAUCAGCCUGUUGAAGGAUUACCUACCAAAGACCACGAAUCACCCCUCCUUGGUUACACGCCAUCCGAAAUAACUGUAGGUGCGAUGCAAGCGCGAGGACUUCGAAACAGGACUUUGUCCGAAAGGAGCAAGCUGAGCUUUGCGCAGAAAACGACAGGUUCGCUUUCGAUUUUAAAUUCGUCAAAUUUAGGGCUGUAUACGAGCACUGAAUUAUCGGUUUCAUCUAUGCUGGACCUAAGAAGCAACCAUAAAGCCGACGAGAAGUCGUUGGAAGCAAACGCAAAAGGCGUAGAUGGUGCAUAUAAUUCUGACAAUAAAACACGUCAAAGCUGCACGUACUGUCCGCGUUUCGGUGUAUUGAGAUGCGAUAUUAUGAGAAGAAUUCCGUUCCUGAUAUUUCUGUCGUGCGCUUGCGGCAUUGUGCUAAUAGCUAGCAUACAGAUCUUCCUUCCACCGCAUGCAUUGGAUUCUGGAUUGACCGCGAGAGAAUGCGAUUUUCUCAUAACGGUAAUAGGUUUCAUUGACCUAUUCGCCGUACUUGGAUGGGGCUUCUUUGCAGACAGACAUAUCAUCCGCAGACAUAAACUCAUUUCAUUGGCUGUGAUUGCGCUAUCAAUCGCGACAUUCUGUAUUCCAGCGCUUUCUACGAAACCUGGGCUUAUAGCAUAUAGCGUGAUUUACGGUAUAUUUAUUCGGGUGUACUUCAGCCUGUACCCGGUGUUGCUAGUGGAUAUUCUAGGAGUGGAAAACCUUGGGCGAGGAUUUGGAGUGGUGGCACUGGUCACCACCGUUUUCCCGGCUGUCGUGCAACCAUUCAUAGGGUUUCUGAGGGACUCCACUCAGUCGUUUAUACCCGGUCUGUUGUUGAUUGCCUCCAUGUCUACCGCUGGGGCCCUUGGACUGUUAACCCUUCCUCUCGGGGAGAAAUGUGAACGACAAAGGAACAUGAGAGAAAACGGCGUCGCUGUUGACGGAGAACAAGCAUAAGCGUAAUCCUCGGCAUAGAGAUGAACAUUGAAAAGAUCUGACAUUAUGUUGUUACGAUUAACACACUUGUACAAUAUUUGUUUAUCUUUGCAAUAAAUAUUGAGAAAGGUUCAA
Molecule: messenger RNA, 2488 nt
Organism: Dreissena polymorpha
Lineage: Eukaryota; Metazoa; Mollusca; Bivalvia; Myida; Dreissenidae
Product: monocarboxylate transporter 14-like
Exons: 5
Coding region: 698-2374 (558 amino acids)
Biological process (GO): monocarboxylic acid transport; transmembrane transport
Molecular function (GO): monocarboxylic acid transmembrane transporter activity
Source: RefSeq, a predicted model, not a curated record